Molecule: messenger RNA, 1489 nt
Organism: Acromyrmex echinatior (Panamanian leafcutter ant)
Lineage: Eukaryota; Metazoa; Arthropoda; Insecta; Hymenoptera; Formicidae
Product: LHFPL tetraspan subfamily member 2a protein
Cellular component (GO): membrane
Source: RefSeq, a predicted model, not a curated record
UUACUUCUUCAGUCGUGCCCUGCGCGUCCAGUGAGCUGCACGCGAGGUGGAUUAUGUGCGCGUUUCGAGUCCGCGAUUAAACACGAUCGAAGAAUCGCGCGUGUUUAACCGAAACGAUAACUUCCGGUAUUCGAUACGCGAUAAAUCACGAAACGUUACUCGUCGAUGAGACGCCGGUCUUGUCCAGAAACCGCGCUGGGUUAAACACGGAAGACGGGCGGCGAAAAGAAUAUCGUAAUUUUGAAUUUUCAACCAACGUUCUCCGGGAAAUUUCUGACGGAGGAAUUUCGAUGAGACGAAAAACACGGUUUCGAGCGAUCUAAGAAUGGCAUAAAGAAUCAAUCGAUCGGCAAGCAUGUGCUAUGUGAUAGUCACUGGACGCAGUCUGUUAUGGACGCUCUUAUCUCUGGCAGCGUUGAUGGCAGUUUUAUCAGGCCUCAUCACUCCCAGAUGGCUUGUAGGACCACCGACCAUUAAGGACACAAAAAACGGCACGGAACUAUAUACACCAACUGUCGGGAUCUUCAAUCGUUGCACGAGAUUAUUCGGCAAGACGCACUGCGCGAAUUUCAACGUCGACGGCUUUGCGACGGACUCCAACGUCUUCCCGGGAUGCUGGAAGGCGUCCCUGUUUUUCUUGUCCGCGGGCCUGGCGGCGAUGUCGGUGACCGUGAUAGCCGCUUUGCUCGGAUGCUGCGUGCAGAGCAUCGGCCGCAAGAGCAUCUUCAAUCUGGCGGGAGUGGCGCAAGCCGUUGCCGGAAUACUAUAUCUUUUUGGGAUGAUUCUGUAUCCUGCCGGUUGGGGUGCUGAGAGAGUACAGAGGAUCUGCGGUCCUGAAGCCGAUGCCUUCUAUCUCGCAAACUGCAGUCUUGGUUGGGCGUUUUAUAGCGCGGCGAUCGGUGUCGCUCUCACCUUCGUCUGCGCCGCUUUUAGCGGACAAGCAGAGAAGUCGACGGCCAGUGACAAGGUCCAGGACAAAAUGAACGAAGGAAAGACCCUAAUAUGCUUAGCCUGAGCAUGCAAAUAAAAUCAGCGAGGGGUCUGGCCUCGCCGUGUAAUGGGUGCUACGGUGCGAAGCGUCGAAAUGAAAUAGAAGAAAACCAGUGCAACCAGAAAUAUUCACCUCGUUGUGUUCAUCGCGCAGCAGAAUGGAGACGAAAGUUUUAUCGUGGUUGAAAUUGUUGCACGAAUAAUUUAAUUAUGGGCUUGCGAGGGAAAUGGACAUUAUUGCUGAAUGUCAUACGCGACGUAUUGUACGCAUGAAGAUCAAGUAUCGGAUGUACUUACCGUCUUCCCACACUUACUGCCGCAAUUUAUACUGACGCCUACGAUGCUCUGCAGAGAAUUCCUAUUUUAUAUCUUAUACAUGUUUUUAUAUGUAAAGAAAAGUAUAAAAUAAAACGUGGAUGUUUUUCGUUCACUCGAUGUGAAUAAAGGUGAAUGUAUUCUACUGUCGCAACGAAAGAAUAUAUCUAAUGAUUUCUCAACA